Messenger RNA from Chrysochloris asiatica (Cape golden mole), 171 nucleotides. Its product is annotated as keratin-associated protein 12-4-like. NCBI's taxonomy places the organism in Eukaryota, Metazoa, Chordata, Mammalia, Afrosoricida, Chrysochloridae. The coding region runs from base 1 to 171 and encodes 56 amino acids. The transcript has 3 exons. The record is from RefSeq and is a predicted model, not a curated record.
AUGGACUUGGCUUGCUGUGUGCCCAGCUCCUGCCAGGUAGCCAGCUGUGUGUCUGUGAGCUGCAAGCCAGCUCUGUGUGUGGUUCCCUCCUGCCAGUCUUCUUCCUGCUGCCAAUCCUCCUGCUCCACCUUUGUCUGCACACCUGUCACCUGUGGAAUGGCAUUCAGCUGA